AUGUUUGUAGAUGGGACGAUCAAUGGGGCUGUAAACAACGGAACAAUAGGAAGAGUUGGAAGUAUAAAUGGGUUCAUUGCUGGAUCAUCCGAAUCAAAAAGAGAUCGGGAAAAAGAUUUAAAUAACGAGAUUGACAACUUCUUUCAAAGUCCUUCCGAACGACAAUCAUCCAAUCUGUUUUUGCGGAAAUCGGAAAUUGAACAAGAUAUUUCCAACGAAACGGGCAACAAGGCCGAUCAUGAAUUACAAGAUGAUGCCGAUUCGGAUUUGGAUACAGCAGAUAAUGAGGAGGCGAUUGAUGAUCAAGAAGAGGUGGAGGCGAGCAAUGAUGUGAAGACAAACAAAACGGGACCACUUAGACUGAGCGAGGCCAAUCGAAGGGAAAUUGACACAGCUUAUAACUUAAUGGACAAGCAAUAUAUGUGGAAACUCUCAUCUGGAAAAUUCGUAGAAGAAGAAUUGUAUAAGCUGGGGAAAAGAUUAGAGUUCGAGCAGUUUAUAGACAACACAUCUAUUCCAGAAGUACCAGAGCUCUCUAAUGAAAUUGAUGAGUUUCUAAAUAAAUUCCUUGGCAAGACGAACUUAAAUGAAAUCCGUCAAAUAAUAAAAGAAUCAAGUUUUGGUAAAGACUAUGACCAUGAGAAACACCAUGACCUGGAUUAUAUAUGUCUUGCUUUGCAUUCAUUGGUGAGGGAAAUACAAAACGGUAGUAUCAAGGACACGAAUCUCGAGAAUUGGUAUAACUGCCAUGUAUGGAGUGUAGUGUUUGAUCAAGCAUUCGGAGACAUAAGGGCGAUAGCUGUAGUCAGAGGGGAUUGGAUUCUCAAGGCUGUUGGUAACGGCAAAAAAGAUGAGUUUGGGGCUGGGGAGGCGGGUAAGGAUUGGGUUGACGAAAAUGGCACAAAGUACAUUAGAGAAAUUGGGUUAAAACUCCCCAAGACGCUCAAAGACAUGUUAGUAAAUCUGAUGGAAAGAAUAAAGUGGAACGAAGAGGUUUCGGCGUUGCGAUCUGACGGAAGCCCAGACACAGUAGAAAAAUUCGAUUCCGUUUUAACGACCCUGGCAUCUGUUCUGAAUGCAAAGUCCAAGAGACAGUAA
This is a messenger RNA of Acaulospora colombiana, 1098 nucleotides long. The record is from the annotation of a GenBank genome assembly. Lineage: Eukaryota; Fungi; Glomeromycota; Glomeromycetes; Diversisporales; Acaulosporaceae.